Purpureocillium takamizusanense is the source of this 2719-nucleotide messenger RNA. RefSeq lists its product as uncharacterized. Gene Ontology annotation, biological process: ubiquitin-dependent protein catabolic process; protein ubiquitination. The transcript has 2 exons. Gene Ontology annotation, molecular function: ubiquitin protein ligase activity; zinc ion binding. The record is from RefSeq and is a predicted model, not a curated record. NCBI's taxonomy places the organism in Eukaryota, Fungi, Ascomycota, Sordariomycetes, Hypocreales, Ophiocordycipitaceae. Gene Ontology annotation, cellular component: nucleus. Bases 616 to 2472 code for a protein of 618 amino acids.
GGUACCCGUGCCUGGCCCCAGCAGCAGGCUCUUGCAACCUGGCCUGACCACAGAAGCCACCACCCGCCCCGCCCACUGAUGAGCCUACCGUCCCGUUGAGGCCCGGCGUGGCCUGCUGAGGUACGUACCUUUGUGCUUCACCUCGUAAAGCCUACCGUAUCCCCGGGUCCCUCCUGGGCUGGGGACAGGCGGUGAUCCGGCCGAUUUGUCUCGGUCGAUCACAUGUCCGGCAGCUGGAACCCCCCGUCCUCCGUCUUCCACUGAAGAGCCCGGCCCACCCAGCGGCCGUCAUUGGCCUGGGGUGUCGCAUACCUGACACUGCUGGCGUUGCUGUUGAGAUGCGCUUGCACUGUGGUGGUUGAGCUGGUUGAAAGGCCAUCUCACCUUAUGUCAUCCAUCGCCAUGGCUUCGGCCCGCUCUCGUUGAGACGUCUCGAUUGUGACUCUUCCGUCGCGUGCCUCCCCAAAGGCCACUGUCCAAUACCGGAAUUGUAUCGAUUCCUCAAGCCCUGCCCGACAGCGACGAAAUCCCCCAGGUGCCCAUCCGCGGCCCCCCGUCUCUCCGUGGUCGAGUCCUCGGGGCGCCUCCUGGCUGCCCGCCGCUGCGGCGACUCCGAUGUCUUCCCUUGUCUCCGAGUUCAUCAUCAACCCCGUCCUGCGCCAGGCUCGCCGAUUCUCCGAGAUAUCCCGCUCGACGCUCGCCGGCGACGAGGACCACCACAAUGCCGUUGCUCCCCUGGACGCGGUGAGCGAUUCUGGCGACCCCGACGAGGCCGCGAUCGGGGUGCCCCUGCCCCCCGCCCCCGAGACACCCCGCUCCAGGCCUCUCAGCACGUCGACGGAAGAGACGCGAGUCGACGAUGUCGCAGCCAGCCCGCCGCCUCGCGAGAGUAUCCCCCGAGACCAUUUGGGCUUUCCAGUGACCCCUAAGAAAGGUCACGGCAUCCCCGAAGACGAUGGGAUGCACGAGCUGAGGGCUCGCAUCCACGCGAUCAACGCGCAGAACAUCCCGUCUGUCGACAAGGCGAGGCAGAUCCAUGACAUGCUGCUCGAAGGAUAUAGGGCUUCCCAGAACGGCCUCCGUGGAGUAGCGGUCCUCCCGGGUUCUCCGGACAAGGAAGCGGCUUUGCAUGCGUACGAGCCAACCGUAUCAUCAGGGCCUCUGGAAUCUCUCAAGUUCUGGAACGGUCAGCUCGGCGACGCGCCGCCUGAGAAAUUCAACUUGACGGAGAGCGACAUUGCGCCGACGUUUGCGCCCAUUCGGCAGCCCAAGACGCCCGAUAGCCAGAGCCCUACGACAGCGCCGUCGUCUCCCACGGACCUCAGUCCUCCUCUCGGGUGUCAGCACUACGAACGCAAUGUCAAGUUGCAGUGCUCUACGUGUAGCAAGUGGUACACAUGCCGCUUCUGCCACGACGCCCAGGAGAGCCACAAUCUGAUUCGCAAGGAGACGAAGCACAUGCUGUGCAUGCUGUGCAGCACGCCGCAAAAGGCGUCCGACGUGUGCAUCAACUGUGGCGAGAUCGCUGCACACUACUACUGCAACAUCUGCAAGCUGUGGGAGAAUCGCAAGUCGAAACCCAUAUACCACUGCAACGACUGUGGGAUCUGCCGGCGGGGGCUGGGCCUCGGCAAGGACUUCUUCCACUGCAAGACCUGCCGCGCUUGCAUCACCACGUCUAUCCAGAGCUCACACAAGUGUAUCGAGCGGUCGACCGACUGCGAUUGUCCUAUUUGCGGCGAGUACAUGUUCACCUCGCCCAAGCCCGUCGUCUUCAUGCCGUGCGGACACAGCAUCCACAAGAAGUGCUACGAACAGCACAUGAGGAGGUCGUACAAGUGCCCGAUCUGUAACAAGAGCCUCGCAAACAUGGAGACGCAGUUCCGCAACCUUGAUGUCGCAAUUCAAAGCCAGCCCAUGCCGCCAGAGUUUCGAGACACCAAGGCCACAGUUUUGUGCAACGACUGUUCGGGAAAGUCGACGGUUCCGUAUCACUGGCUGGGGCUCAAAUGCUCCAUCUGUCGCUCGUACAACACCGUGGAGCUUCAGAUGCACGGCGAAGGAAGUCAGGCCGGGGAGGCAUCGGGGUCGGCAGCGCAGGUGUCCGCCCAGACAGAUCAGGCUCAGGUUCGGGCCGAGACGGAGUCGACGGGUCCUCGUGCCGGCGCCCUAAUACCAAACAGGCGGCGUCACUCGUCCCACGGCGUCGAACUGUCCUAUCGCGUGCCCGACAGGGUCGCACGCUCUCUGUCGCCUCUGCCAUCGGGUCUGGAAGCCUAUCAACACAACGCUGCCGCCGACGUCGACUCGGAGGACGACAUUUUUGGGUUCUGGAGGGGCAAUGGAGCAGACAACGGGUCUAGCGAUUCGGGCGAAUCGGAGUCUGAGUCGGAGCCGGAGAGCGAUGGGCCGCCAGACGUUGAUGAGGAGGAGGAUGACGAAGAUGAGAUUCUGCUCAUUGGACACAGAUGAACCGUCUGUGUCGACGGCUUGCACAUGACGUUGAGAGAAACCACUGAUGAAACAUUUAUGAGAUGUGGCUCUCGCAGGGCGUUACUUGGAUGCCUGGGUUUGCAUGGGCAAGGUGCAUUUCUGGUUACAGGGGCGUUGAUUUGGAGCAUUUGAGUUCUUCAAGGGCCGGGGCAAGCGGUUGAGAAUGAAACAUUGGUGCAUACCGAGGCUUUUUGGUCCAUAGCGUCAUAUAUAGAAGUGGCAUUUU